AUGUCAUCUAUAUCAGUCACGCAAGCAGGAGAAUUUCACGCGCAUUUUCAGUCCCGACAACAAGACAUCGUACAACUAUUCGAAUCAUCAAAUCCAAACUUGGUCGAAAUAAGUAAACGUAUCUCGUCAUUACGAAACGAUGUAAAUGGCAUAUUGGACAACUUACCCUUAUACGAUAGAGGAAGAUAUGAGAAACAAUUAUCGGAAUUGGAAUCAAAAUUAUCAAUAAUCAGAAUCAAGCAAAAUGGUCAAUCCAAAUCGAAAUCAAAGUUCUCUUUUGCUAAAUCGAGUACUAGCACUUCUAAUUCUAAUUCCAAGUCGAGUAGUAAUGCGGGCUCUGCUUCUCCAAUACCGCCAAUCGCGUCAAUAUCAACAUCAACAUCAACAUCAAUUUCAACAUCAACAUCAACUUCACCUCUAAUUCCACCGGUCUCAAUAAUCCCUCAAACCCAAACGACGAUAAAUGAUCAAUCAAUUCACACUAUCUCCGACAUGACAUUGUCGAUUAUACGUCCACCUACCAACACUAACCUUCAAGGAAGUUAUACCAUCUCAUUAACGAAUUUGGAUUCUUGUAUAAUCGAUCUAAGGUCAAUUCCGAAUCCAGGUCCAAUUCCAAUUCCAGAUCAUAUCUCAACAACGUCACUCCCAACCACAAUCACAAGUGAAGCUAAAGUGAAUCCCGUAUUAAAUGCAAUUCACGUCAAGGGAUUAAAGAAGUGUAUUUUACUCUCACCGAUAAUAGGUGGAAGUGCAUUAUUAGAUGAUGUACAAGAUUGUUUACUUGUUUUGGGAUGUCAACAGUUCAGAAUACAUUCAUCGACCAAUACCACAGUCCUUCUAAACGUAGCUUCAUUACCAAUUAUCGAAUAUUCCAAAUCAAUGAAAUUCGGUUCAUACCCCACCUCACUUGUUUCCACUGACAACGAAAAUGAACACAGUAAUAUCAAUCAUACCAAAGUGCAAGAUUUCGAUUGGCCCCUACCUACCCCUUCACCCAAUUGGUCUUCCAUCUCCGAUAAGCAAGUAUCUGCAAUCCUAUCGGAAAGCGAUAUAGAAAUUAUAAACGGAUUAGAUGAAGGAAGUGAUGUUGCCGAAUUGCUCAAUCGACUUUUGCCUUCUCUUUAA
Kwoniella shivajii is the source of this 1128-nucleotide messenger RNA. RefSeq lists its product as uncharacterized. Lineage: Eukaryota; Fungi; Basidiomycota; Tremellomycetes; Tremellales; Cryptococcaceae. Bases 1 to 1128 code for a protein of 375 amino acids. Gene Ontology annotation, cellular component: cytoplasm. Gene Ontology annotation, biological process: post-chaperonin tubulin folding pathway; tubulin complex assembly. The transcript has 5 exons. The record is from RefSeq and is a predicted model, not a curated record.